This is a messenger RNA of Arvicanthis niloticus (Nile rat), 2516 nucleotides long. It is a transcript of the gene Pank1, whose product is annotated as pantothenate kinase 1. Gene Ontology annotation, molecular function: ATP binding; pantothenate kinase activity. Lineage: Eukaryota; Metazoa; Chordata; Mammalia; Rodentia; Muridae. The record is from RefSeq and is a predicted model, not a curated record. Gene Ontology annotation, cellular component: cytosol; nucleus. Gene Ontology annotation, biological process: coenzyme A biosynthetic process.
CUGGGGAUAGGAUUAGCAAACCUGAAACCUCUGCAAAUAUCUGGCUUCCUCCGGCAUUCCUCCUGAGGCUUCUGGCUGUCUCGUGCCCACCUCACCCAGCACCCUUUAGGCUCGCUCCGCCACACAAAGCCCGAUCCGCCUAUCUCCUCUUCGCAAACCCGGAGAACUUCAUUCCGCACGUUGAAACUCGUCGGUGGCGGUGGCGGGUAGGACUGGGCAUGCUCAGUGGCGGGGACAGGUCUAGGAGGCGAGGAAGCCGCAUUUGAAGUGGCUCGGCCUUGGGAUGAGGGGGAGGCGGGCUCCCCGGCCAGGGUCCGCGGAGGUUCCCGCAGCGGCGCGCGAUGCCGACACGCUGCGGGCAGGAGCAGCAAGCCCGGCGCGCGGGGCCCAGCUCGCCGAAGACGUGGGGACGCCGACGGGAGGAGGGGAGGAGCGCCCGAGCCGCCAGCCCCCGGCCGCGGCGCCGAGGCUGCGGGAGAGCAAGCCGCAGGGUGGAUCGGAAGACCGGAGGACGGCCGACCGUGACCUCCAGCGAGGCUGCCCGACCCGGAGCCCCCGCACCGCCCCGCCGGUCCCGGGCAUGGGCGACCGCGGCGCGCAGCACGAACGCGCGGCCCUGCAGUCCCCGGGGGCCCCCGAGGGCGCCGCGGCCGCCGUGAACGGGCUGCUGCACAACGGCUUCCACCCGCCGGCCGCCUGCAGCCGCGACCCGCCGCCCCCACGCUUCCAGCUCCCGUCCGAGCUGCAGCCGCAGCCGCUGUUCACCCAGCAUGAUUCUCCGGCCAAGAAAUGCCGGCUGCGGAGGAGGAUGGACUCUGGGAGGAAGAACAGGCCGCCAUUCCCGUGGUUUGGCAUGGAUAUUGGUGGAACCCUGGUUAAGUUGGUUUACUUUGAACCGAAGGAUAUCACUGCAGAAGAAGAACAGGAAGAGGUGGAGAACCUGAAGAGCAUCCGGAAGUAUUUGACUUCUAACACUGCCUAUGGCAAAACUGGGAUCCGAGACGUCCAUCUGGAACUGAAAAACCUGACCAUGUGUGGGCGCAAAGGGAACCUGCACUUCAUCCGCUUCCCCACCUGUGCCAUGCACAUGUUCAUCCAGAUGGGCAGCGAGAAGAACUUCUCCAGCCUCCACACCACCCUCUGUGCCACGGGAGGUGGGGCUUUCAAGUUUGAGGAGGACUUCAGAAUGAUUGCGGACCUUCAGCUGCAUAAACUGGAUGAACUGGACUGUUUGAUUCAGGGCCUGCUUUACGUUGACUCGGUCGGCUUCAACGGCAAGCCGGAAUGUUACUAUUUUGAAAACCCCACAAAUCCUGAAUUGUGUCAAAAAAAGCCAUACUGUUUGGAUAACCCGUACCCUAUGUUGCUGGUUAACAUGGGCUCAGGUGUCAGCAUCCUGGCAGUGUACUCCAAGGACAACUACAAAAGAGUGACGGGGACCAGUCUUGGAGGUGGGACAUUCCUAGGCCUAUGUUGUUUGCUGACUGGUUGUGAGACCUUUGAAGAAGCUCUGGACAUGGCAGCUAAAGGCGACAGCACCAAUGUCGAUAAGCUGGUGAAGGACAUUUACGGAGGAGACUAUGAACGAUUUGGCCUUCAAGGAUCUGCCGUAGCAUCCAGCUUUGGCAACAUGAUGAGCAAAGAAAAGAGAGAGGCCAUCAGCAAAGAAGACCUCGCCCGGGCCACAUUGGUCACCAUCACCAACAACAUUGGCUCCAUUGCUCGGAUGUGUGCACUGAAUGAGAAUAUUGACAGAGUUGUAUUUGUUGGGAACUUUCUCAGAAUCAAUAUGGUCUCAAUGAAGUUGCUAGCAUAUGCCAUGGACUUCUGGUCUAAAGGACAGCUGAAAGCACUGUUUUUGGAACAUGAGGGUUAUUUUGGAGCUGUUGGGGCCCUGCUGGAACUGUUCAAAAUGACUGAUACACAGUAGAGGAACAGCCCCUCGUGAGGACAGAGGACUGGUGGGCAAUGCCAGAGAAGGUGACAUCUCCGUCGUGCAGAAAGCAAGCCACUGUGGUGGAUAAACCUGCUGUAUUUGUAAAUAAUUUAAAAUCCUAGACUUUUUGCUCUUAGGUUUCAAGCUUAUGAUACAAAAUGGGGAAUAUAAGAAUUUUUUUCUGUAUACUGUAUUUUUAAAAAAAAAAAAAACAAAAAAGAAAAGAAAUUGUGCAGCGUGGCCAAACCUACCAAUUUCAUGCAUUAACUUUGGAAAAGUUGUAUGAUGUUCAAGAGUGGCCUGAAAUGAAAGCGCUGUCCAUUUUUCUUCUGGGGUUUACUGAUCAGUGUGGUAAUUUUAACUUCAUUUAGUAAUUACUCUAGGAGAUUUUGCCUUUACUUAUAAUUUUUCAUGACGUUUCAUGAUUUGCUGUUGGUUUCAAAUGAAACUACGAAUCUGGCAUGUUGCACUGUGAACACUUUGUUUGUUUGUUCUCUCUCUUUUUUUAAUCCUUUCUGUUUCAAUGUCUUAGGACAGAAAGAAAGAAAGAAAGAAAGAAAGAAAGAAAGAAAGAAAGAAA